AUGCCGUCUGAUAAAAAUUGGAAGUUUUCACAAUGCUUUGGCGACAAAGGGGACAUUGAGAACAUCACAGAAGCAGAUAUUAUAUCAACAGUUGAAUUUGAUCAUACAGGUGAUUUUUUGGCUACUGGGGAUAAAGGGGGAAGAGUUGUUUUGUUUGAAAGAGCUGAAACCAAACCGAAGCAAGGUUGUGAGUAUAAAUUUUUUACAGAAUUCCAAAGUCAUGAUGCCGAAUUUGAUUAUUUGAAAUCAUUGGAAAUAGAAGAAAAAAUUAACAAAAUAAAAUGGUUGAAAAGUGGUAACGAUUCCCUUUAUCUAUUGUCGACAAAUGACAAGACUAUAAAGUUAUGGAAAAUACAAGAGAGACAAAUCAAACUAGUUUCGGAAAACAAUUUAAACGGGCUGACCCAUUUGCCUAGUACUGACAUUGGUAUCUCAUCGUUGAAAUUGCCUCAAUUACAGUUACACGACAAAUUGAUCUCAGCUCAACCUAAAAAGAUUUAUGCCAAUGCUCAUGCUUAUCAUAUCAACUCAAUAUCUGUCAAUUCAGAUCAAGAGACGUAUCUUAGUGCUGAUGAUUUGAGAAUCAAUUUAUGGAAUUUGGGCAUUGCUGAUCAAUCUUUCAACAUUGUCGAUAUCAAACCUGCGAAUAUGGAGGAAUUGACCGAAGUUAUCACUAGUGCUGAAUUCCAUCCAUCACAAUGUAAUUUGUUCAUGUACUCAUCUUCGAAAGGGACAAUAAAAUUGUCGGACAUGCGAUCAAACUCACUUUGUGAUAGCCACGCUAAGAUAUUUGAGGAGUAUUUGGAUCCGCUGUCACAUAAUUUCUUUACUGAAAUCACAAGUUCUAUUUCCGAUGUCAAAUUCAGUCACGAUGGGAGAUACAUUGCAUCCCGUGAUUAUAUGACAGUGAAAAUAUGGGAUUUAGCUAUGGAAAACAAACCGCUAAAGACUAUUGAUGUUCAUGAACAUUUGAGAGAGCGAUUAUGUGAUACAUAUGAAAAUGAUGCCAUAUUUGAUAAGUUUGAAGUUCAAUUUGGUGGAGACAAUAAAUCCGUGAUGACAGGUUCAUACAACAAUCAGUUUGUGAUUUAUCCAAAUGCAGUAAACAAAGGCGGAAAUGAUAAACCAAAGUCUGUGUUCAAAAAUAAUACAAAUAAGAGAAAAAAGAAUGGCUAUCGAGGACGUGAUGAUGAUGACGACGAAGAUAACAAUAAUGACGACGAUGACGACGAUGAUGAUGACGAUGACGAUGAAGACAACCAGUUUGACAAGGAGGUGCCAGUGAGUAAAAAUUCUCCAAGUUCUCAAUUAGAUUACUAUGAUGAUGACGAUGAACCGGAAAAAAUCACUUUACAAGCAGACAAGUCUGCUUUCAAAUCAAAGAAAAUAAGUCCACACACCGUCAGUGGUAGAAUGAUGAGUGGAGUCGGUGGUAAUAUUGGAAGAGAUUUCGAAGAUGUUGAUUUUAAAAAGAGUGUACUCCAUUUAUCGUGGCAUCCAAAAGAAAACUCUGUUGCCAUUGCAGCAACAAACAAUUUAUACCUUUUCUCCACAUUAUGA
Messenger RNA from Candida albicans SC5314, 1560 nucleotides. RefSeq names its product protein phosphatase 2A regulatory subunit (gene CDC55). The record is from RefSeq and is a predicted model, not a curated record. Gene Ontology annotation, molecular function: protein phosphatase regulator activity; protein binding. Gene Ontology annotation, cellular component: protein phosphatase type 2A complex; cytosol. Bases 1 to 1560 code for a protein of 519 amino acids. The transcript has a single exon. Lineage: Eukaryota; Fungi; Ascomycota; Pichiomycetes; Serinales; Debaryomycetaceae. Gene Ontology annotation, biological process: peptidyl-serine dephosphorylation.